AUGGCGUACAACAUAGAAAGAACUCAUGGCAAGAUGGUGUUUCAGGAACUAAUUGUCCUAUCCCUGCUGGCUGGAACUGGACAUAUGAAUUUCAGGUUAAAGAUCAAUAGGGAGUUUCUUUUAUUUUCCUCGCUAAACUUCCAAAGAGCUGCAGGUGGGUAUGGAGGAAUCAUCAUAAACAACAGAGAUGUCAUACCAUUGCCCUUUGGAACUCCGGAUGGAGAUAUCACACUCUUUAUUAGUGACUGGUACACCAAGAGGCAUAAGGAACUGAGGAAAGAUGUUGAAAGUGGAAAAGACCUUGGACCUCCUGAUGGUAUCCUCUUCAAUGGACUUGGUCCUUAUCGUUAUGAUGAGAAGGUAGUUCCUGGUGGAAUAGUUUAUGAGAUGAUAAAUGUUGAACCAGGGAAAACAUACCGUUUCCGGGUUCACAAUAUCGGUAUCUCUACGAGUUUGAAUUUCAGAAUUCAGAGUCAUAACUUGCUUCUGGUUGAGACUGAAGGGUCAUACACAGUUCAGCAGAACUAUGCAAACAUGGAUAUUCAUGUGGGUCAGUCAUACUCAUUCUUGGUCACAAUGGAUCAGAAUGCUACCACUGAUUAUUACAUUGUUGCAAGUCCACGUUUUGUAAACUCAGCUGCUCGGGUCUUGACUUCAGGAGUUGCUAUCCUGCAUUACUCUAAUUCUCAGGGUCCUGCUUCAGGUCCUCUUCCAGAUCCACCUAUUGACUCUGACUCAUAUUUCUCAAUGAACCAAGCAAGGUCCAUAAGAUGGAAUGUGUCUGCUGGUGCUGCUCGUCCAAACCCACAGGGAUCCUUCAAAUAUGGUGAUAUUACAGUAAAUGAUGUGUAUGUGCUCCUCAAUAGACCUGUAGAACGUAUUGAUGGAAAAUGGCAUACCACACUCAAUGGGAUUUCUUAUUAUACACCUUCAACGCCUCUUAAGCUGGCACAGCAGUUUAACAUUCCAGGCAUGGAUUUUGGGGUGUGGACAGAGAACAGCAGAGUCACUUACAACAAAUGGGAUGGGGUUGCCCGGUCCACUACUCAGGUAUUUCCUGGAGCAUGGACUGCGAUUUUAGUCUACCUUGACAAUGCUGGAAUUUGGAACCUUCGCACAGAGAACCUGAACUCAUGGUAUCUGGGCCAAGAAGUUUACAUUAGUGUGGUAAAUCAUGAGACGGAUAACACUGAGUCAUUGUUGCCUGAAAAUGCUAUCUACUGUGGUGUGCUCUCUCUUUACAGAAGUAAGAUGUUGUCAUAG
Molecule: messenger RNA, 1263 nt
Organism: Thlaspi arvense
Lineage: Eukaryota; Viridiplantae; Streptophyta; Magnoliopsida; Brassicales; Brassicaceae
Source: the annotation of a GenBank genome assembly